This is a messenger RNA of Sitodiplosis mosellana (orange wheat blossom midge), 1437 nucleotides long. RefSeq names its product protein claret segregational-like. The record is from RefSeq and is a predicted model, not a curated record. NCBI's taxonomy places the organism in Eukaryota, Metazoa, Arthropoda, Insecta, Diptera, Cecidomyiidae. Gene Ontology annotation, biological process: microtubule-based movement. Gene Ontology annotation, molecular function: microtubule binding; microtubule motor activity; ATP binding. The transcript is spliced from 4 exons. Bases 1 to 1437 code for a protein of 478 amino acids.
AUGGCACAGAAUAUUCAAAUCCCACAAUUCUGGGAAUUGAUUGAAAAAUCGCUGUCAAUUAAUCCAGAAGGCAUACAAGAGAUUAAGGAGAUUUUGACCGUUUUUAAGUAUACGACCAUUGAAAGCAUCGUCAAGUUUGUGAAACGCAAAGAAAUUAGUAUGAUUGAAUUGGAGUUUUUGAACCGAAAAACAGAGCUGAUCGAAAAAUAUCCACAUUUACAAAAUUUUACGUUUGCGUCAGGUGUUUAUUCUAUAUUGAGUGAUAUUGCAUUGAAAAUUAAAAAGAACUAUGUACAAGAGCGCAAUGAUAUCGAUUUGGAACAAGUUUUGGAAAAAGUGGUUACUGAUGCUAGAAAGAAAGUGAUUGAACAAUACACUGCAACAAGUAGUUCGGUGGAUUCGAAAUGGAAGAAAAGUUUGGAAGAUGAAGUGAAAAUGGUGCGUGGCCAGCUGCGGUCAUCACAAAUGGAAAGACGUAAUCUUCUGCAUGCUUUGUUGGACUUACAAGGUAAAGUACGUGUGAUGGCCAGAUUGUGUCCAGCCAAAUGUUUGUCGGCCAAAAUUCAAUACCAAAUAAACUCCAAUCAAACAAAAUUAAAGUUGUUGAAAAAUGGCGAACAGAAAGACUUUAAGUUUGACUAUAUCUUUGAUGAUGGCAAGAACCAGGCUGAUGUGCUCGAGUUUAUUAAUCCGUUAAUAAAAUCAGCACAGGAUGGCUAUAAUGUUUGUGUUUUAGUGUACGGGCAAACGGGUAGUGGAAAAACUUUCACAAUGAUUGGAUCCGAUAGUGAGCCAGGUAUCAUUCCACGUCCAGCCAGCCAGAUCACAUUCCUUUCGAACGAGUUACUUUCCUCACGGGAAUCAAAAGCAUCUGGAUGGAAUUACUCAGUCGAAGUAUCAGUACUUGAAAUAUACAACGAUACUAUGUAUGACUUACUUGAUGACACAAAUAAGCCAACAGUGUCGUAUGGAUCCCAGAUUCAGAAUUUGACCAAAGCCAAAGCAUCGAAUGAGGAGCAAUUGAAAGGCAUAUGGUCAAAGGGAGUGAAAAGCCGAAGAGUUGAGACGACCACCGGUAACGAUUUUUCAUCUCGAUCACACGCAAUAACACAAUUUCAUCUCACGGGCGAACACAGCGAUGGUUCCAUGCGAACCUCAACAAUCAAUUUGGUUGAUUUGGCCGGAUCGGAAAGUGCGACUGAUAGUCAAAAUAUGAAUGAAACGAGAGCAAUAAAUUCGUCGCUAUCCGCACUAAAUGGAGUGUUUGCGGGGUUGAGAAAGAAUACGCCAAUCGAUUUCACUCAAUGUCUUUUGACAAAGAUAUUGAAACCCUGCUUCAUAGAUGAUUCCAAAACACUUCUGAUUGCAAAUUUAUCUACCGAUCAACAUAACUACUCUGCUACUGUAAACACCUCACGUUUUGCGAACUGCAAGUGA